AUGAGGCCAUUCCAACAGAAAAUAUUUCUCUGUACAUCUGAGAGGAUUAAGAAGACUGGCAAGCAUAGAAUAGCGAGGCCCAUUUCCAACAGAAAAUCUCUAUCUGUACAUAUCAGAAAAUACCAGAGACUGACGAGUGUAGAAUUGAUUUGCAGGCACAAGACACCAUCAGAUAUUGCUGUUUCUGGGAUCCAGGAUCGUAAUGAGUUCAAAGGAGAGCUGUUUGGAAUCAGCGAUCUCUCUGACAAACUUUUCACUGGUGAGGAAAUCGAGUUGCAUGAAGAGCAAGAAAGGAAUACGAACACAAUCAUGGGGUGA
Molecule: messenger RNA, 318 nt
Organism: Fraxinus pennsylvanica
Lineage: Eukaryota; Viridiplantae; Streptophyta; Magnoliopsida; Lamiales; Oleaceae
Source: the annotation of a GenBank genome assembly